This is a messenger RNA of Gambusia affinis (western mosquitofish), 4628 nucleotides long. RefSeq names its product calcium-activated potassium channel subunit beta-2 (gene s100p). Gene Ontology annotation, molecular function: potassium channel regulator activity; calcium-activated potassium channel activity. The transcript is spliced from 4 exons. The record is from RefSeq and is a predicted model, not a curated record. Bases 3410 to 4213 code for a protein of 267 amino acids. Gene Ontology annotation, cellular component: voltage-gated potassium channel complex; membrane. Gene Ontology annotation, biological process: potassium ion transport; detection of calcium ion. NCBI's taxonomy places the organism in Eukaryota, Metazoa, Chordata, Actinopteri, Cyprinodontiformes, Poeciliidae.
UUGUCUUUGAGAAACAUUUCAGUUGGUUUGACGUUCUGAAACACUGAAGUGUGAUAAACUCGUAAAAAAAAUCCCCCAUAGGAAAUCAGGAAGGACACAAACAAUUUUUUACACAACUGCACCUGGUGUAAAUUCAGUACAAAUUUGCAAAGAAAAAAAUCCAACUCAUUUCCAUUUAAUCACAUUUAUUCCAAGCCUGGUUAUCAAACUGUAAGCGUAGUUUAUUAUUCAAAUUAGCUAAAAAAAAAAAAAAAGGUUUCUAUUUAAGGAAACCCAACAGAUUGGAUUGAGUCAUCGAUUUCCCCCCUCCUGGACCAGCACAUAGUGAAGAAGACAAUCACUUGUGUUGAGAUUGUCGACUUUACAACAAUUUCUCAUGUCGAGAAUGUAAUAAUGGGGGAAAACUCCCAUUUAGCUGGAAGAAUCAGCAGAACCAGAACCUGACUCAGAACUGGAGCUGCCAUCUGCCACGACCAACUGAGAGUUAAGAAGAGCAGAAACACCAAGAAGAAACAGAAGAUCUGGUGAAGGAGUGUGUUAAAGUAAAAAGUUUAUAGCAGGAAUGGGACACGUUUAAUUGUUGGCAGCACUAAUCAAUUUUCAUUCACCCCAGUGACUGCCUGCUGAUUUGAACUGCUGACCUCUGGACAGGGGAGUUUCACAGGGGGGAAAAGUUAGGAUAAUUUCAAGGCCCCCCCGACCAACAGGGGGAACCCCUACAAAAUAUAUUUUUUAGUUCAUAGAAAUUGAAAAGAAUUGGCACCCUGUCAGUUACAAAGUUAAUCAUAUAGUGUGUUUUAAAAUUGUUUUUAGCAGUAAAAAUUAAAUGUUACUACUCCCAGGCUCUGGAAACUCAUCUACUUCCUGUAUUUCUGCUCCCUCUUUGGUUCAUAUAGCAAACCCUGCUCUGUCCCACUACAGAGCAGGGUUUCAUUUCUCCACACUGUCUUCUAGUUCCUUUCUACUUUGGCUAAAAAUCACAUAUCCUGCUCAGACUGCACCCAGAGUUUAUCAGUCAGUCUGUUCACCACAACUUCGAAUGACAGAAGACUCAGUGCUGAUCCCUGACCUAUGAGCUACCACCUCUCUUCUUACUCCACGCUCCUCCAUUCUAUUUCCACACAUUGCAGAUACCUCCCACAUCUAUGCUGACAGAUGCUGAUGUUCUUCUCAGUUACAAUUACCCAACCUGUCAGACAAGAAGACCAGCCAAACACAGAUCAGUUACACUUUUCACCUCCACCACAAAGACACAUUGUCAGGAAUGAUAGUUUGGAUCUGGACCGUUGAUCAGAAGUGAUCAGUUCUUUGACGGCUCAGUCUUUUUUUUUUUCCCCAAGAAGAAUGUUGAGUUUUAGAUUUAUGACUUCUAAGUUAGAAAAAAAUGAUUUUUUUUUUUCAUUUGUUCUAUUUUUUUUUAAGGGUACAAAACAUUGUUGCCUCUCGUCUGUAGCUGUGCUCUAUUUUAAAGGUUUUGUGUCAGGCAAAUAUUACUUAGCAGUCACAGGCAAUAAGUGUAUGGAAAGGCAGCAAAAGGAAAGUCAGGAUAAGUCUAUGGAUGGACAAGCUGAGGUGACUGGUGCCAUGUUGGGAGAGAAAUGCUCCUACAUGUUAACAGUUGAUCUUUGUCUGACUGCGCCACCAGAAACCAGGUGAGUUCUGCUUCAUCGUCACUUCUUACCUGGCCUGAAAAUACAAAACUGUUUUAUAUUCAAUCUGUUCUGCAGAUUAUGGCAGGAAAAUCAAAUUUCUUUGACACCUCCGAUGAAAAAAAAAGUAGUAAUUCUAUCCACCCGGCUUAAAAUCACUGGCUAAGAGGUGAGCUAGAAUUUAAGCGGUUAAAUUCUCAGUAGUGAAAACAUCCAGACUGGUAGCAGAAUGGAGAUGCAAGAUUGGAAUUCUUCAGUGACGUUCUUCCAGCUAUCCUCAGCCAUGUUGAGUGUUUUGCUGCCUGGAGUCGUUGGGCUGAACAUCAACUGAUGGAAUGGUGCUCAGCUGGGUUCGUGUCAACGCUCCAGCUCUGCCUUUCAUCAUAUUCCGCCUCUUCACCCUGAAUAGCUUUUGGAUUGCCACAACCAAACGUUCAAAUCAUUGUCCUGCUGAAUGGCAUGUGGUGCAUCCUUUCCAUGUGUUGAGUCCUAUCCAUUGCCUGUCAGCAAUGAAUUCAUCAGCAAAGGCCACUAUAACAGUCAUAUUGGCAUCCAGCCUUGCCUGAGCUGCAACCAAACAUGAGGAUGUGUGCAUUGGAUUAAGAUUUCUGUGUUUUUUGUUGUUGUUCUGUUUUGUUUUUUUGUUUAGUUAUUUUAUUGUACUCUCAGUUGACAGAAGUUAAUUGCAGAUUGGGACCAGAUUCUUUGUUUGGAGCAACUCUUUGGGUUUAUUUCAAAUGCAGUGGACACAGAGAAGAAAAGGAAAAAGAGAAAGGAAAAGAGAUGGGGUAGAAAAUUAAAGGGGAAAGAGGGAGGUAAGACUUAAAAAGAGGAAGGAUGGAGAAUACAAGAAAGCACCCUAAAAGUCUGCUCCUACACCUGCAGAAAUAGAGAAAUAAAACAAGAAACCACAGUAACAAAUAACAUGUAGAUAUAUGAAAACAACAUCACUGAAAAACACUCAGUACUAAUUAACAUAAGACGUAUUCAGUGAGAUCUGAAAAUAACUAAAGCCAAACCUCAGUGAACACCUGGGCCUCGUUUCAGAAAGCAGAGUUAAAAAACCAGGAGUGGAAGGCAGAUACUCUGAAUAAACCUACAUAAGGUUUCUCCUGUUGCUAUUCACCAUGGCAACACGAGACAAAAAGAAACAGUCCGCAUUUCUCGUCAACGGAGUAAGACAUUUUAAAGAUGGGAUGAGGAGAAUAUCAAAAUAUAUUUAUAAAAUAAUUGAAAAAAAAACAACAAAGAUACAACGUUGCUCCCAAAUACCCAGUUAGCAUGAAGCACCAAUACCUGAGAACUAAGUUAACACUCAAAAUACAACUUUCCUUGGUGAAUAUUACUGAUAUGAUCAUAUUUAAUCUUGGCUAAUAGCAAUGAAAUAAGAUUCUGAACAUAUCAGCUUUAUUGUAUGUAAGGCUGAAAAUAAACCCUGAUUGUGCCAACUUACAGUCAUAGUUAGAACAUCAGCUGCUUUUGCUGAUUGAUGAAUUAGACUUGGUAAAUUUAGGAUGUGAAUAAGUGGGAGCCAUGAUGGAUCAACUCAGUGAUGAUGACAUUUUUAAAUGUAGUGUAUUCUGAACACUUGUGCACUGCAGUCUGUUCAUCAGCUCAUAUCUUAUAGGAGAAAUGUGAUCCUUUAAGUCACUUUGCAUUUGCAAGGUUAGAGUAUGCUGAAACAAAAGUUCUCCUCUGAGAAAAUGAAAAUCAAUCAGAAUUCACAAAAGCUAUAGUUGAUCCUUCCUGAUUCAGCGCCAAUGAAUCCAGGCUGUUGGAAACGUUGCUUCAUUCUUUGUUGCAGGUGGAUCACAUCCUCCAGCAGCAGCGGUGGACUCUGGUUUCCAGAUUUCUCAGAAACAAUGUUUCUCUUUGUAGGAACUAAAGUCACAGAGAGAAGGGAGGAACGCAGUUCUAUUUACCAGAGGAUUCGGGACCAUGAGGUGCUGGACAGGAGGAAGACGGUGACGGCUCUGAGGGCGGGCGAGGACAGAGCCAUACUGCUGGGUCUCAGCAUGGUCUUCUUCUCUGUCAUGACGUACUUCGUCCUGGGCAUCACCAUCCUGCGCUCUUAUUCUGACAGUGUGUGGACAGAUGAGGACAGCUGCACCAUUGUGAACUCCACCAUAGUGUGGGAUGUAAACUGUUCAUACAGCUGUGGAGUAGAGUGCUGGAAGAGUUCCCGUUACCCCUGUCUCCAAGUGUUUGUCAGCCUGAACUCAUCAGGACGGCUGGUCCGAUUGCUGCACAAUGAGGAGACACACGACAGCAAUCCCGAGUGUUUCUACAUUCCAAAGUGUCACAGAGACUAUGCUGCCACACAUGCCAUGGUUCAGGACAUUUCUCAGAGACUCAGGACUCAGCUCACAGUUCAGUGUUAUGUCGACCCAACAGAGAAGACAGACAGCGCCAUCAUGACUCAAAUUUAUGGUCGAAUUGCCGUCUUCCACUCUUUAUUCUGGCCAACCUGCUCUUUGAUCGGAGGAACAGUCAUCAUUGCCAUGGUGAAGCUGACCCAGUAUCUCUCCAUCAUGUGCGAGAGACUCAGCCACAUCAAAAGGUGAAGGAAUCUAACAGAUAGAAUGUCAAAGAAAAAUUAAGUUGUUUUUUUUUGCCCCCUUAAUAAAAUAAGGGUAGAAGUAAAAGCUGACUGCAGACUGCUGUUUUGUGAACUAAAGACAUUAAUUUUCUUACAACCUCCAUGCAACCUACAGAAGAAGCAGCUUUUUUUUUUUUUUGGAAUGAAGUCUAUCUCAAAUAUAGAUAUUCUUUAUAGAAGAAGCUGCUUCUAUGUCAUAUAUAUUUGGUUUUCUAAGUUUCUUUGAAAUUCACAACCAGUGGGUGCAGAUGGUAAGUGCAGCUCAUUAACUGUAGUUGAAUUUCAACAGAUCUUGUAAUGGCCUCUUUUGCAGACUUGAAAUAUUGUCCUUCUGUCCUGUUAUCUACAGACAUGCAUAUUAAAUAUUUUAGCUAACAUUA